AUUUGAAACUUCAAGCUUCUUCUGUCUUGUAUGCAUCUGGGUUUUGUGUGUUUUCUUCCUAGCUUGUGACAAAAUAUUGGAAUAAAACCAAAAACUGUUUCUUGCACUCGAGUCGUUGUUUUCUUCAUAAAAUCUUACUUCUAUCUGUUAGAAGGAGACAACUCCAACUAUAUACAAACACACAUAAAUUUAUAUUAAACCCAAUCUAUGUUACCUUAGAAUACAACCAAACAUCAAGAAAACAAAAAAACUAUGGCUUCUUCUUCUUAUUCCAAAACCACAUUCACAUUUGUUUUCUUACUUAUCAUGUUUUUACCUGUUGUCAUCUCAUUACCGAAGAACGAAUCCGAUUUCAAACCAAUGCAAGAGUUAAAGAAGCUAAAAAGAAUCCAAAAUCAUCUCAAGAAAAUCAACAAGCCUUCUAUUAAAUCCAUCAAGAGUCCUGAUGGAGACUUGAUAGAUUGUGUUUUAUCUCAUCUUCAACCAGCAUUUGACCAUCCUAAGCUCAAAGGCCAAAAACCGUUGGAACCACCAUUGGAAAGGCCAAAGGGACACAACUCAAGUGAUGAAGAGACCACCUUAUUAGAAACUAUGCAGUUAUGGACACAAUCAAAUGAGUUCUGCCCACAAGGAACUGUUCCAAUCAGAAGAACUACAGAACAUGAUGUUUUACGUGCGACUUCUGUAAAACGCUUUGGAAGAAAGAUCAUAAGACGCGUGAGGCGCGAUACAACCAGCGGCGGUCAUGAACAUGCAGUUGCAUUUGUGAAUGGAGGUCAAUACUAUGGAGCUAAGGCCAGUAUAAAUGUAUGGACGCCGGCCGUUACAGAUCCAUAUGAGUUUAGUCUUUCACAGCUAUGGGUUAUUUCUGGUUCAUUUGGCAAUGAUCUGAAUACAGUGGAAGCUGGUUGGCAGGUUAGCCCAGAGUUAUAUGGAGAUGGUUACCCUAGAUUUUUCACUUAUUGGACGACAGAUGCAUACCAAACCACUGGAUGCUACAACUUGCUUUGCUCAGGAUUUGUUCAAACCAACAAUAGAAUCGCAAUAGGUGCAGCAAUCUCUCCAAGGUCAUCUUACAAAAAUAAACAAUUCGAUAUUGGCAUCAUGAUAUGGAAGGACCCUAAACACGGACAUUGGUGGCUCCAAUUCGGGUCAGGACUACUCAUAGGCUAUUGGCCGUCGUUCUUGUUUAGUCAUCUACAAAGACAUGCAAGUAUGAUACAGUUUGGAGGGGAGAUAGUGAACUCAAGAUCAAGGGGAUAUCACACUUCAACACAAAUGGGCAGUGGUCAUUUCGCCGAUGAAGGGUUUGGAAAAGCUUCUUAUUUUAGAAAUUUGAAAGUUGUUGAUUGGGACAAUAGCUUGCUUCCUCUAACAAAUCUCCAUCUUUUGGCUGAUCAUCCAAAUUGUUAUGAUAUAAAAGCAGGCAAAAACAAUAUAUGGGGGAAUUAUAUCUAUUAUGGAGGUCCUGGAAGGAACCAAAGGUGUCAAUAAUUUAGUCGAUCUAUAACCAUUAUAUUCAUAUGGUUAAUUCUUUCUCUAUAUAGUAAUUUGAGUUGGAUAAGUUUUGAAACUCUUAUAUCUCUAGCUAUAAAUAUCAGUUUCUUUCA
Messenger RNA from Erigeron canadensis, 1610 nucleotides. RefSeq lists its product as uncharacterized. NCBI's taxonomy places the organism in Eukaryota, Viridiplantae, Streptophyta, Magnoliopsida, Asterales, Asteraceae. The transcript is spliced from 7 exons. The record is from RefSeq and is a predicted model, not a curated record. Bases 253 to 1494 code for a protein of 413 amino acids.